AUCAACUUGCUGUCACGCUGUUGUUUACAUUUUUCUGUGUGUUACCUUUAAUCAUAAUUUUCAGAAAAAAUGAACUCUGGCGAAGCGGAUUCUCAUUUAUUAGCUUUAAAAGUUAUGAGAUUAACCCGUCCUACAUUAGUGGGUGUUGGGCCCAUUGUGACUUGUGAACCAAAGGAUUUGCCCCAAAGUUUUAGUCGAAUGGUAGAGAAUGAUGGCAUUGCUAGGACUUGUGCUGAAGCAUUGGGAGCUGGUCAAACUAUGCUUUUACCUCAAUCGUUUGGUAACAUCUAUUUGGGCGAAACAUUUUCAAGCUACAUAUGCGUACACAAUUGUACGAUGCAUCCCGUUGAGGGCGUUACGGUCAAAGUGGAUCUGCAGUCGAACACGUCGCGUAUAAACUUACUGAUGCACGAAAACAAAAAGUCGUCUGUGGUGUUAACAGCAGACGAAACUCUCGAUGAUGUUAUUCGAUAUGAAGUUAAGGAGAUUGGCACCCAUAUUCUUGUUUGUGAAGUUAAUUACACGAGUCCAGCUGGAUUUGCACAAUCUUUAAGAAAGUUCUUCAAGUUUCAAGUUCUCAAGCCACUUGACGUUAAAACCAAAUUUUAUAAUGCAGAAAUGGAUGAAAUAUAUUUAGAGGCGCAAAUCCAAAAUGUGACCACUGGCCCAUUUUGUCUGGAAAAAGUUGAAUUGGACAGCUCGGAGCAUUACACAGUUACAUCGUUAAACACUCUUCCCAACGGAGAAUCGGUUUUUAACUCGAAGAAUAUGUUACAGCCGAACAACAGUUGUCAAUUUCUUUACUGCAUAAAGCCUAAGCCUGAAAUCGCCAAGGACAUAAAAAUUCUUCGUGAAGCAAAUAAUGUUGGCAAGUUAGACAUUGUCUGGAGGUCGAAUUUCGGCGAAAAGGGCAGACUGCAAACAAGUCAAUUGCAGCGAUUGCCGUUUGAAUAUAAGGACAUUCGUUUGGAGGUCGUCGAUGCUGAAAAUAUUGUGAAGAUCGGUACAAUAUUUACUUUCCAAUGCAGAGUUACGAAUACUGCUGAGCAUGCGAUGAAGCUGCAUAUUACGCUUGAUACUAAAGUGUUCCCCGAUUGUCCUUAUACUGGUUCUUCGAAUUUUGUCUUGGAUGUUUUACAGCCAGGUGCAAUUGCUGAGUUUCCGCUUUCGAUUUGCCCUUCUAAAUUGGGUCUCAUAAAGGUCUCACCUUUAUUAAUAGUCGAUACUCUUAAGAAUGAGCAGUAUAUAAUAAACAAAGUUGUUGAAGUAUUUGUGGUCGACGCCGAUUACCAUCAAGAUGGUACAUUCUUGCUUAAUAAGUUAAUUCGUUAUGAGACUCCAUUUGAUUCUUCAAUGCAGAAACAAGUGCAAUUACAGGUGGUUUAGAUUUUAUUUUUCCCAAUCAAUUUGUAAUACAUUGUUUUUUUAUUGAUGCCUGUAAAAUCGUAUAAAUGUGUUGUAUAUUUAAGCGAGAAAAAUAUAUUUAUGCUAAUACAUUUCAUUUAUAAAAGCAAUAAUGCCGCUAAGUUCACCCUUCUGUUG
Drosophila nasuta is the source of this 1542-nucleotide messenger RNA. Its product is annotated as putative trafficking protein particle complex subunit 13 homolog. The record is from RefSeq and is a predicted model, not a curated record. Gene Ontology annotation, cellular component: TRAPPIII protein complex. The coding region runs from base 70 to 1386 and encodes 438 amino acids. NCBI's taxonomy places the organism in Eukaryota, Metazoa, Arthropoda, Insecta, Diptera, Drosophilidae. The transcript is spliced from 5 exons.